ACGGUCUCGUGAUGAUGGCGUCAUCGGUGCGCAGCGGCAGGAUGGCGGCUGGAGCGGCGCGCUCGCUGCUGCUUUUGCGCCUCUCCGGUCAGACCUGGCGAUGUCGGGGCCGCGUUUACUCCUCGCCGGGGCUGAGGCGGCCUUUCUCUUCUGCGCCUUCCGUGGCGGGACCUUGGGUGGCCCGGGCGCCUUUGGGAGCGCCGCAACCAGAGGAGGAGCAGCGGCUCUUUCUCUUGGGCGGGCGUUCUUCCAGCGGCUACAGCAGCAGCAGCAGCAGCAGCGGCGGCGAAGACAACCUGGAAGGCUCUGAGGGCGACGGAGGCCUUCCUGGCUCCGGUGACAGCUCGGGCUCAGACUCUGGCGGACCAACUAUCGUAACAGCGCUGGCCCCGCUCAUGGUCCCUGAGCACGUCCCCCACGUGCCCCUUAUCCCUAUCUCCAGGAACCCGGUCUUCCCGCGCUUCAUCAAGAUAAUCGAGGUAAAAAACAAAAAACUGGUUGAUCUGUUGAGGAGAAAAGUAAGUCUUGCCCAGCCAUAUGCAGGUGUAUUUCUCAAAAAGGAUGACAGCAAUGAAUCAGAUGUGGUGGAAAAUCUAAAUGAAAUCUAUCAGAUGGGGACUUUCGUCCAGAUCCAUGAAAUGCAGGACCUGGGUGACAGAUUACGGAUGAUUGUCAUGGGACACCGGAGAAUUCGCAUCAACAAGCAGAUGGAAGUGGAGUUGGAGGAGACCGAGACCAAGAAGAAACCCCGGCAGAAACAGAGGCGUUCUAAGCAAGAAGUGGAUGAGCGACCAGAGACAAAGCAACAAGAUGUUGAAGUGGUGCUGGAACCUUUCCAGGUGUCUCCAGGCGAGGUGCUCAUGGUGGAAGUGGAGAAUGUGGUCCAUGAAGAUUUCCAGGUCUCGGAAGAGGUCAAAGCUCUGACGGCAGAAAUUGUUAAGACCAUCCGGGACAUCAUUGCCUUGAAUCCACUUUACAGAGAAUCUGUGCUUCAGAUGAUGCAGGCAGGGCAAAGGGUGGUUGACAACCCCAUCUACUUGAGUGACAUGGGCGCAGCUUUGACCGGAGCUGAAUCGCAUGAGCUUCAGGACGUCCUAGAAGAAACAAAUAUACCAAAACGCCUCUACAAAGCACUAUCUCUCCUCAAGAAAGAGUACGAGCUGAGCAAGCUUCAGCAGCGACUUGGGCGGGAGGUGGAAGAAAAGAUCAAGCAAACUCACCGCAAGUACCUGCUGCAAGAGCAGCUCAAGAUCAUCAAGAAGGAGCUGGGCCUGGAAAAGGAAGACAAAGAUGCCAUUGAGGAGAAGUUCCGAGAACGCCUGAAAGGGCUGGUGGUUCCAAAACACGUCAUGGAUGUGAUCGAUGAGGAGCUGAACAAAUUAGGCCUUUUAGAUAAUCACUCCUCGGAAUUCAAUGUCACCCGUAACUACUUGGACUGGCUGACAUCCAUCCCGUGGGGCAAAUGCAGUGAGGAGAACCUGGAAUUGGCCAGAGCCCAAGAAGUUUUGGAGGAGGAUCAUUAUGGCAUGGAGGAUGUGAAGAAAAGAGUGCUGGAAUUCAUUGCUGUCAGCCAGCUGCGAGGAUCCACGCAAGGCAAGAUCCUCUGUUUCUACGGCCCUCCAGGGGUUGGGAAGACCAGCAUUGCCCGCUCUAUUGCUCGUGCCUUGAACAGGGAGUACUUCCGCUUCAGCGUGGGUGGCAUGACGGAUGUGGCAGAAAUCAAGGGCCACAGGCGGACAUACGUGGGAGCCAUGCCUGGGAAAAUCAUUCAGUGCCUGAAGAAGACUAAGACGGAAAACCCUUUGAUCCUGAUUGAUGAGGUGGAUAAAAUAGGGCGAGGCUAUCAAGGAGACCCUUCCUCCGCUCUCCUCGAGCUGCUGGACCCAGAACAGAAUGCCAACUUCCUGGAUCACUACCUGGAUGUGGCCGUGGAUCUUUCCAAGGUGCUUUUCAUUUGCACAGCCAAUGUGACAGAAACGAUCCCAGAGCCCCUGCGAGACAGGAUGGAGAUGAUCAAUGUUUCAGGAUAUGUCGCCCAAGAGAAACUGGCAAUAGCAGAGAGAUAUUUGGUUCCUCAAGCUCGUGUACUCUGUGGAUUGGAUGAAAGCAAGGCCAGCAUCACGCAGGAUGUGCUGACAGUCCUCAUUAAGCAGUACUGCAGGGAAAGUGGUGUGAGGAACCUCCAGAAGCAAAUAGAGAAGGUCCUUCGAAAAUCUGCAUACAAAAUUGUCAGCGGAGAAAAGGAGAAAGUUGAUGUAACACCCGCAAACCUCCAGGAUUUCGUUGGGAAGCCCAUUUUCACGGUUGAUCGGAUGUACGAUGUGACUCCUCCCGGGGUGGUGAUGGGCCUCGCCUGGACAGCAAUGGGCGGCUCAACCUUGUUCAUAGAGACUUCUCUCCGGCGUCCCAAAGACAAGGAAAGCAAAGAUGGGACUCUUGAAAUGACAGGUCAACUGGGAGAUGUAAUGAAGGAGAGUGCCAAAAUUGCCUACACGUUUGCCCGGGCUUUUCUGAUGGAGAAGAUGCCCACCAAUGACUUCUUGAUGACCUCCCACAUCCAUGUACAUGUGCCAGAGGGUGCCACCCCGAAAGACGGGCCCAGUGCUGGCUGCACGAUUGUAACUGCCUUAUUGUCGUUGGCAUUAAACCAGCCUGUGAGGCAAAAUGUUGCCAUGACUGGGGAAGUGUCGUUGACUGGGAAGAUUCUCCCUGUGGGAGGCAUCAAGGAGAAGACCAUUGCCGCCAAGAGAGCUGGCGUCUCCUGUAUCAUUCUCCCAUCAGAAAACAAAAAAGAUUACAGUGACCUUGCUGAAUUCAUCACGGAAGGACUUGAAGUACAUUUUGUUGAACAUUAUAAGGAAAUCUUUGACAUUGUUUUCUCCAAGUCUUGAUUCUCCAGGAAGGUGAACCACUGCUGGGGUUCCCUCUCGCCUUCUCACUCGCUCCACUCUGGAAGGAAAAUGUGCAGGCUCAGCAGAGGGAGUGGGUGGGUGGGUGGGAGUUUGACUACUGCGAUGGCCUACUGCCCAGAAUGAUGGCUUUGGUUUCCUUUCCUUUACUCACUCUGAAAUAUAUUCUACUCAAACCGAUUUGAAUUAUGAACCAAUUAAAAUGUUUCCUGUGACACAGGGCUACAAGACUAGACUGAACAUAUGUGAGGAAGUCUACGACUCCUCAUCUUUCUCAAAUGUAUUUUCUUAUUGGAACUUAUAAAAUCCAGAUCCUGUCGUCUCUUGGUACUUUCUACUAGCACUUUAUGAAAUAAAAGUGGAAGUAUAUUUAAA
Molecule: messenger RNA, 3284 nt
Organism: Ahaetulla prasina
Lineage: Eukaryota; Metazoa; Chordata; Lepidosauria; Squamata; Colubridae
Gene: LONP1
Product: lon peptidase 1, mitochondrial
Exons: 18
Coding region: 12-2891 (959 amino acids)
Biological process (GO): protein quality control for misfolded or incompletely synthesized proteins; mitochondrion organization; chaperone-mediated protein complex assembly
Cellular component (GO): mitochondrial matrix
Molecular function (GO): ATP hydrolysis activity; ATP-dependent peptidase activity; serine-type endopeptidase activity
Source: RefSeq, a predicted model, not a curated record